GCCGACCACUACAUAAGCCACCGGUGGCUGAGAGAAAGCGAGCAGCACCUUGUAUAGGUUGGGCGGGGCUUGAAGAAGCGAGCCCCUCUCAGAGAAAGCCAUUGCGCGCUAGCCUAGCUAGCUAGCGUUUUUCAGCUGGCUGUUAUGUUAGUUGUAGCGCGCCUUCCCUCCUUCUCUCACUUCGGAAAGAUUCCGCAGUAUUUUCUUAUGAUGACCUGGUCGAGAGAGUACGAUACAUCGGUGUAAAAGAUGGAGUGGUGUGAGGUUGGUUAGAGUAAGGCCUGGCCUGAGAGUGUUCUUGCCUCUAUCAUGGAAGGAAAGGUUGGUCAACAAUUUGAAGAGUUUGCUUCUACACGGAAACGAAGACUUUCGAGAACAAAUAUUAAACCGGGAAGAAAAAAGGGGAAUAAAGAAAGUCUAAGCGCAUAUGGCACGAAAAGGAAAUCCGAUUUCGGUAAGACUCGAUCUGAAUCGUAGUUCAGAUUCAAGUCGGUUCAGUGAGGGCGACCACGAAAGUCACCGAAUGGGUCAGUCUUUUCCUUCAGUUUGUCCUAUAUAUAUGUUGAAUAAAAAAGCUUGGGUUGGGAGGCCUUUCAAAGUACAAGGCAGAUGUCCGGGACGGACACGACUUCUUCUAACGCUAGAAGACCACUUGAAGACACCCGGGACCAGAGCAUGUCGUGAAAGAAGCACACUGGGCGGGCGUGCUUCGACCGUGUCUCCGGGGCGCAGUUGAAUGUGGAUAUCAUGAACGCGAGGUGCAGGAUACCAGGCCGAGAAAGCCGGGCUACCACCCCCUAUGUGCCGAUCACUAGCGCAUCCAGGGCCCCGCGCCCAGCGGAGCUGGAGAGGCCUAGCCUGAUCUGAGAAGUGCUAAUUCGGUUCGGAUAGACUUCAUUCAAGAAAGCCGCCGCCCCUGGAAUCAAUAAGAAAACUAGUGCUAAGUUUCAGAUCAGUGAAUAAACCGAAACGAAAGAAGAAAGAGACGUUUCUCGCUCGGCGCCUAAAGCGCACUAUGCUCCGCUUCAACAAAUGAGAGUUUUCGGUGGAACCGGUGAACCACGCGAGCUGGUUAGAUGCGUGGGACAGAGGGCUCAUAGUACCUGCUAGCGCAGCUAUGCAGUGGAAGGGAAGGAGCCUAAAUCGACCCCCUUCUUUUUUAUUUUCAAAUAAAAAAGAAGUACAAAGAGAUUAGACUCUCGGAUGAGACUAAGCAGCCACCGACCGUUCCGACGCGCCCCUGACCUUUUUUUUAUUAAGACCGAAAACCUAUCUAAAAUGGAGCCUAGUUUAGGCUGUCAAACAAAUGAUAAAAUGGAAAAUGUUCAAUAAAACCAAAACCACUAGUAGGGAUACGGAUGGAGUCUCGCUCAGUAAAGAGAGUUGUAGAUUCGUAGAAAAGGAGAGGAGCCUUGACUCUUUCUAUGAUGUUAUUAGUCAAGAAGCGCUAACGCUGCAAUCUUUCUAAAGCAAGAAGCGACUUUGAGAAAGUGAGAAAGAAGGUGCUUGUUGCCGCUUUCUUUUUUUUUUAGUAAGUAAACUUGUUUUGUUUUAUAAGGCGAAAGGUUGCUAUUUUUAUAAUUAUUAUAGCGUUAGCGCUUUAGUUUUCAAUAAGUUUAGGCUUUACUAAUAACAUAGAAAUUUGGAAUCAGGGUGCGCAGGUUUGGAACCCUAUACAAAGGGCCUUUCCUUUCAAAUGACAACUGCCUCUUCCUGCUGCGAAGGCCUUGCACGAAACCAACCCCCCACCCCCGACCCAGUACCAGUUGUUUCGCUGGUAGGCCCACUUAGGUUAGGGGGGCAUUGUCCCUCAGUUCUUACCAACCUCCGGUGUGUAAUCGACAUGUUGCUAACUUCAACUCGGUUGAAUAAGAAUCAUUGAUUCCCUUUGCUGUCCAUUUCUUAUUCAUUCAGGGCGCUCGGCCGGUGCUCCUUUUUUAAACCAGAACUACUCUGAACGUUAGAGAAGAUAAGGGAAGACCACCUGAGCGAACCGACCGGAGGGGACUUGACUUAUUUAUUCGAACCGAACGAUAGCGGCUUAAAGCAAAGCCUAUCACGAGCAGCGUCGCUGCUUGAUCGGCGGGGAGAAGCAUCUCAAAGUAUGGGGCAAAGGAUCAAGCGCUUUGACCUUGUCUCCCGGGAUUCACCACAGGUUGGGUUUGAGAGCCGUGUGAUGGGUGACUAUCCAGCACGGUUCGGAGAGCACUUGUUGUCUGCGUUGGUGAAUGGAAGCCCCUCUAUCAAGCAAGAAAGAAGCGGCUAUUCCCCAGUCCCUUAGGUUGGAGGGAGUCACCAUUGACUCUAUUUAUUAUUAUGGUAAAUUAGUGUAUAAAGAUGUAAAUCUGAGAUCUUAUUUCGGUUCGAUACGUCCACCUGCGAGACUCACCUUUGGCUUCCGUCUCGGUAGGUGUAUUCUUAUACAUUUUCCCAAAAGAACAUUCAUUCAUUUCUUUCUUCCCCGUCGACCACGACGACUGAAACGACGCGAAAAAUCCAGACCCGGAAAGGUGAAGGACCGGUGGUGGGCAUUUGGGAAAGUCGGGCCGAUCGGGUGUCUUCAUUCCAGCUACAAUACAGAAGAAGAACGAAACGAAGUGAGAGGCCGGAGGGCAGGGAAAAGAGUCGAGCCGAUCAGGCUCGACGCCCUAGCGAUAGGGGGGAAGCAAAACGAAAUUAGGAUUUGGCCGAAAAAGAAGCAACGCUAUGGAUACCAUGACCGAUCACCAUCGAUAAAGAAGAAUCUUUCUAAAUCACUUCGGGUCAGCGGGGCCUUCAAGCAUCCGAAAUACGCCGGGGUUGUAAAUGACAUAGCGUUCCUGAUAGAAAAUGACGACUCCUUCAGAAAAACGGCCUAUUUGUUUUUUAGUGGGUUGGGUGACAGAUCGGCCAUAGGAGUGCUCCGGGAUUUAACCCAGGGCAACCAAUGUCGAGCAUACGACGAUGCCGCCCGUUUUCAUUUCGUGGAAGUCCCCGGCAGAGGAAAGGGCUGUAGGUGA
Messenger RNA from Arachis duranensis, 2999 nucleotides. Its product is annotated as ribosomal protein S3, mitochondrial-like. NCBI's taxonomy places the organism in Eukaryota, Viridiplantae, Streptophyta, Magnoliopsida, Fabales, Fabaceae. The coding region runs from base 2229 to 2999 and encodes 256 amino acids. The transcript has a single exon. The record is from RefSeq and is a predicted model, not a curated record.